AUGAGAUAUCCCAUUUCAGUACCAUCAAAGCAUUUUACACCUAUAUUAGCCAGCCUAGCCAAUGUUAAACCAUCAAUGUCACACAUUUAUAAAUUCAAACAUGUGUCUCGAUUCAGACAAAAGUAUGAAUCACGAGUAUCAAUAUUAAACCAGAUAAUACCUGAAGAAUUUAAAUUAAGUGAUUACUUUCUACUACACACCGUUAUGUUUUACGACGAUUUUAACUUGAUUUAUAAAGACCAAAACUUAAUCAAGGUUGAGAAACAAAAGGUUCUUUCGAUUGGAAGCGAUCUAUUGAUCCUAAGAUUAUUUGAUUAUUUGAUUAAACAACACAGUGGUUCCAAUAAUCCGAUUGAUGUCGUGUCUUGCGUGGAUCCACUGAGAAUCAACACAUUUUCUAUAAGGCAUGAGUUUAUCAACCAGUUUAAUAGAAUGCUUGAUUCUAAGGAUUCGCUCGAUAAGUACCAGUAUUGGGGAAAGAUAGACUCAAUAAAGAUUGAAAAAAAAACUAGACAUAAAUCGUUACUCAUGUUGAUUGGGUUGAUCUACUUCCAACAUGGAUUAAAGAAAAGUACGAAAUUUAUAAAUGAAUGGUGCAUCAAAGGCCGAUGGUCCAGAGUAGAAAAAUAUAACCACAAAGGCCUGGUCGAAAUCUAUACCGACAAAAAGAUGAAUAUCUUCUAA
Pichia kudriavzevii is the source of this 684-nucleotide messenger RNA. RefSeq lists its product as uncharacterized. The record is from RefSeq and is a predicted model, not a curated record. Bases 1 to 684 code for a protein of 227 amino acids. NCBI's taxonomy places the organism in Eukaryota, Fungi, Ascomycota, Pichiomycetes, Pichiales, Pichiaceae. The transcript has a single exon.